Messenger RNA from Cynocephalus volans (Philippine flying lemur), 2108 nucleotides. RefSeq names its product sulfatase modifying factor 1 (gene SUMF1). The coding region runs from base 5 to 1129 and encodes 374 amino acids. The record is from RefSeq and is a predicted model, not a curated record. NCBI's taxonomy places the organism in Eukaryota, Metazoa, Chordata, Mammalia, Dermoptera, Cynocephalidae. The transcript is spliced from 9 exons. Gene Ontology annotation, cellular component: endoplasmic reticulum.
CAACAUGGCUGCGCCCGCGGUAGGCCCGGCUCGUGGGUACCGUUCCGGGCUCCGUCACGUCUUCUUGCUGCCGCUGCUCUUGCUACUCUGCGGGGCGGCGGGGAGCAAGGAGGCCGGGACCGGUGCAGGCACGGCGCCCCUCACGGGCUCGUGCGGCUGCGGCACGCCCCAGCGGCCCGGGGCCCAUGGCAGUUCGGCGGCCGCACACCGAUACUCGCGGGAGGCGAACGCCCCGAGCCCGCUUUCAGGAGAGCGGCCGCUCGUGCCCACUAAGAUGGUUCCCAUCCCUGCUGGAGUGUUUAUAAUGGGCACAGAUGAUCCUCAGAUAAAACAGGAUGGAGAAGCACCUGCGAGGAGAGUUGCUAUUGAUGCCUUUUACAUGGAUGCCUAUGAAGUCAGUAAUGCUGAAUUUGAGAAGUUUGUGAACUCAACUGGCUAUUUGACAGAGGCUGAGAAGUUCGGCGACUCCUUUGUCUUUGAAGGCAUGUUGAGCGAGCAGGUGAAGACUGAUAUCCAACAGGCAGUUGCAGCUGCUCCCUGGUGGUUACCUGUUAAAGGCGCUAACUGGAGACACCCAGAAGGGCCCGACUCUACUGUCCAACACAGGCCAGAUCACCCAGUGCUACAUGUGUCCUGGAAUGAUGCGGUGGCCUACUGCACGUGGGCUGGGAAGCGGCUGCCCACGGAAGCCGAGUGGGAGUAUAGCUGUCGGGGAGGCCUGCAGAAGAGACUUUUCCCCUGGGGCAACAAACUGCAGCCGAAAGGCCAGCAUUAUGCCAACAUUUGGCAGGGCGAGUUUCCUGGGACCAACACUGGGGAGGAUGGCUUCCAAGGAACUGCGCCUGUUGACGCCUUUCCUCCCAAUGGUUACGGCUUAUACAACAUAGUGGGGAAUGCGUGGGAGUGGACUUCAGACUGGUGGACCGUUCACCAUUCUGUCGAAGAAACGCUUAACCCAAAAGGCCCUCCUUCUGGAAAAGAUCGUGUGAAGAAAGGUGGAUCCUACAUGUGCCAUAAGUCCUACUGCUAUAGGUAUCGCUGUGCUGCUCGAAGCCAGAACACACCUGACAGCUCAGCUUCGAAUCUGGGAUUCCGCUGUGCAGCUGACCACCUGCCCACUGUGGACUGACAGCCAAGAAUAGCCUUCCCAAAUCCAAGAAGAUGUUGUGUCUAACCUGCACUUGGCUUCCCUCAGAACUCUGAACGAUCUCGUGCAAAGAAUUCCCACCCCGAGGUGGGGUUACAUACCUGCCCAAUGGCCAAAGGAACUGUCUUGCGAGACCAAAUCGCUGACCUGCGUCAGUGCAUGUGCUUUAUUGUGUGGUGCAUCUUUGGAGAUCAUCGCCAUGUUUUACUUUUGAGUCUUUUAAAGAGGAAGGGGAGUAGAGGGAACCCUAAACUAGGCUUCAGCAGGUCUGCCUCCUAGCCAGGGGUGUUAGACACUGGGGCCCAGCACUUGACCUUCCUGGGCCUCUGUAUCCGCAUCCAUCAGAUGAGGGGAUGGACAACAUGACCUCUGAGGUUCUCUCCAACUCAAAAAUUCUGUGAGUGAUGUCAGAUUCUAUUGUGAUUUCACAGUGAGAAUUUAUGACAUUAUUUUUUAGCUAUUUUUUUCCAUGUGUGAAACUUUGGGUGAUAUAAGAGUUCUCUUAUGUACUAUUUUCAGAAAAGGGGAAGGGGGUGACGAUGAGUCUUUUAUAUUCAUACUGCACUUUGUUUUUCCAGGGAAAUCAGUGUCUUUUACAUUGUUAUGAUGCAUCCCACGUGGGCCCGUGAUGGAAUGCUGAAGUUCAGCAAUCUGAACACACAGGAAUAUCUGUGGGGUGACUCUACUGUGCUUUAUCUUUUAACAUUAAGUGCCUUUGGUUCAGAGGGACAGUUAUAAGCCCUAUUUCCCCCUCUCCCCAAAGCCUUUGGUGAAUGUGAAAUGUGUGAUAAAUGGGGAAAGCCGUUAAUUCUAGAUUUAGGAGAACAGGAACGAGGACCUUGCAUUAGCUAUAUUCUAAGUCUCCAAUAUUUUGUAAUAGAGAAGUAGGAAAUCUUGUUGGCUAUGGAAUAUUAGAUGCUUUGAAUCAUGCACUAUGUCGAAUAAACUGGUAUCUGCUAAA